AUGUCUAAGACACUACCAAAGGGGCUCUAUGCUCCCCUCCCGGUCUUCUUCAACGCUGAAGAUGAAAUAGAUUACGUGGCAUUUGUGAAUCAUGCGAAAUAUGUUACAGCGCCGGGAAUUUUGCCUAUUGUUUCUGCUAGCAUGGGAGAAGCAGUACACUUGACCCCGCAAGAGCGUAUCAAGUUAAUACAGACACUCCGACAUGCCCUCGACUCGAUUGGUUUGGAGAAGACACCAAUUGUCGCUGGUGUAGGAGGCAAUAGCACUCGUGAGACAAUUCAGCUAGCUCGCGAUGCUGCUGCUGCAGGCGCAGAUUUUGCCCUUGUGAUCACUCCUGGUUAUUGGGCUGGUUACCUCAAAGGAAACCCAGUGGCGGUUAGAAGAUUUUUCGUCGAUGUGGCAGCAGGGUCCCCAAUUCCAGUGGUCAUUUACAAUUUCCCUCCUGUGACGGCAGGAAUCGACUUGGAAAGUGACGAUAUUGCCGAAAUUGCAAAAUUGGCACCGAACGUUUGCGGCAUAAUGCUAUCAUGUGGCAAUGUUGGAAAGCUGGCAAGAAUUUCUGCUUUGCUUGAUGGCACUUCUUUUACACCAUUGGCUGGCCUAAUCGAUUUCCUCCUCCCCUCAGUGGUGGUCGGCUCUGCUGGUGCUAUUAGUCCACUACCUAACAUUGCGCCGAAAUUCUCCAUGAAAUUAUGGAACUUGACACAAAAUCUCGAAACUAAGGCAGAUUUCAAGGCAGCACAAAAGUCUCAAGGCUUGGCUUCUCUCGCAGAGUCUGCUUUGUUGAAGAGCGGAGUUCCCGGCUUAAAAGCUCUGUUGAACAAGGAUUUCGGAUACCCUGCGGCGCCAAGAUUGCCCCUUCUUGCUCAUAGCGAUGUGGUAACUUUGUCCCAAAACCAGUACAUCAGCGAUAUUUUGGAUCUGGAGAAGGAUUUAUAA
This is a messenger RNA of Trichoderma breve, 939 nucleotides long. RefSeq names its product dihydrodipicolinate synthetase family domain-containing protein. The record is from RefSeq and is a predicted model, not a curated record. Gene Ontology annotation, molecular function: 4-hydroxy-tetrahydrodipicolinate synthase activity. The coding region runs from base 1 to 939 and encodes 312 amino acids. NCBI's taxonomy places the organism in Eukaryota, Fungi, Ascomycota, Sordariomycetes, Hypocreales, Hypocreaceae. The transcript has 8 exons.